CCCCUGAAAAGUCAUUCAUCAUCACGCGCUGUGUUCUGGUCGAGCUAGCCGUCGGUUUUACGCGCUAACCGGCGACAUGUUUUACGAACCGAGGAGUCGGUCGUAACGUCGCCCUUACAACUGUAACCGUAUCUAUUUAGCCGUAAAAUCAACUGGUGUAUCUUUAUCUAACUUAAGCGACACUUUCCUGUGUGGUGUGCUGGGAACUACCGUCUCGUGUUAUGGGAGAAACACGGAGGUCAGACGAGCUUUGGGCUGUCAGCGAUAAUGUCCGAGUAACACAAGCCUGCUGCCAGUCUGACAGCUGUCUGAUGAUAUUGUAACACUGAUCAACUUAACAUUGAAUCAUGCCUGGGAAACUGAAGGCCAAAAUAGUGGCAGGGCGCCACUUGCCUGUGAUGGACAGAGCCAGUGACCUUACAGAUGCUUUUGUAGAGGUCAAGUUUGGAAACACAACCUUCAAAACCGAUGUCUAUCCCAAAUCUCUGAAUCCACAGUGGAACUCAGAGUGGUUCAAAUUUGAAGUUGACGAUGAGGACUUACAAGAUGAGCCAUUGCAGAUCACAGUGUUGGACCAUGACACUUACAGUGCUAAUGAUGCAAUAGGGAAAGUUUAUAUUGACAUUGACCCACUGCUAUGCAAUGAGGCUGCCUCUGUCAUCUCUGGCUGGUUUCCCAUCUAUGAUACUAUCCAUGGGAUCCGAGGGGAGAUCAAUGUCCUUGUCAAAGUGGAGCUCUUCAAUGAUUUGAAUCGCUUCAGACAGUCCUCCUGUGGGGUCAAAUUCUUCUGCACCUCAUCCAUUCCACGAUGCUAUCGGGCAGCGAUGGUGCACGGGUUCGUGGAGGAACUUGUGGUGAAUGAAGAUCCAGAGUACCAGUGGAUUGACCGUAUUAGAACUCCUCGGGCCUCCAAUGAAGCCCGUCAGAGGCUCAUCUCUCUCAUGUCUGGAGAGCUGCAGAGGAAGAUAGGGCUUAAGGUACUGGAGAUGGGUGGGAAUGCAGUGGUCGGAUACUUACAGUGUUUCGAUCUGGAAGGAGAGUCAGGCCUGGUUGUCCGGGCCAUCGGUACCGCCUGCACACUGGACAAACUCAGCUCUGGAAGUGCCCCCAAUCCCAACACACACAUGCACCCUAGCACAGCCCCUGCUUCCAAUGCCUGCAAUUCCCCCUCUAAGGAUGGAAAGGAGCCGGUAUUUGGUGAGGACCUGCCCUCGUCCUCCGGCCCGCCUACCCCUUUCAGAGCCCUUCCCACCUCCUCCUCCUCUCCUCCCCCCUUCUCUCCCUCCAAGCCAUGCAGCCGCCAGUCCUCAUCAUCAGACACAGACCUCAGUUUGACGCCCAAGACGGGAAUGGGCAGUGGGGGCAGUGCCGGGAAGGAGGCGGGGCCUCUGAAGACCCUUCUGAGACAGCAGACACAGACAGCUCUGGAGCAGAGGGAAUUCCCCUUCUUCACUUUGAUGUCAUUCCCACCUGGUUUUCUGGUUCAUGUUGGCGGAGUGGUCAGCGCUCGCUCUGUUAAAUUGCUGGACCGCAUACACAACCCUGAUGAGCCAGAGACUCGCGAUGCCUGGUGGGAGGAGAUUCGCCAGGAGAUCAAAUCUCAUGCCAAAGCUCUUGGUUGCCAUGCGGUUGUGGGAUACAGUGAGAGCACCAGCAUCUGUGAGGAGGUGUGUAUCCUGUCAGCGUCCGGCACAGCAGCCAUCCUGAAUCCUCGGUACAUGCGUGAAGGCUGUCUAGACAUUGGCAGCACCGACCACAGGUUUGAGGAUCCAUCUCCCCCGAGUUGUGGCUUCUGUCACAUACCGUAUGAUGAACUCAACAUGCCGUUUCCUGCACAGCUCACUUACUGUUACCACUGCAGACGACAAAAGGUUCCUGAUGUGCUGUUCACAACAAUUGACCUGCCAUCAGAAGCAGCUGUCACGGGGAAGGGCUGCCUUAUCCAGGCCAGACUGUGUCGUCUAAAAAAGAAAGCCCAGGGAGAAGUGAAUGCGACGGCCAUCUCCAACCUGCUUCCUUUUAUGGAAUAUGAGCUACACACGCAGCUGAUGAACAAACUGAAGCUGCGGAGCAUGAAUGCUCUGUUUGGCCUACACAUACAGAUCAGUGUUGGCGAGAACAUGCUCCUCGGUCUGGCUUCUGCUACAGGAGUGUAUCUGACAGCCCUGCCGGCACCGGGGGGCAUUCAGAUUGCAGGGAAGACUCCUGGUGACUUGAGCAAUGAGCACCACAUCCUGACCAUCCAGAAAAAGAUCAACGACACUGUAGCAAAGAACAAAGAGCUCUAUCAAAUAAACCCUCCGAAAUUAUUUGCCCUGGACCCUGAAGUGUUCUGCGGCAUAAACAUGGAGCUGACAGAGGAAGCAGUGGGUUCUCCGAUCCCUGAGCCCAGACAAAGAUCCAGACUUUUUCGCUCUCACUCAGAAAGCUCUGAUGAACUGUCGGAAUUGGACCUAUCCCAUGGCAAGAAGGAUGCCUUUGUCCUGGAGAUUGAUGACACUGAUGCUGUAGAGGACAUCCACUCUCUCCUCACUGAUAACCCUCCUCCUACAGGUUUCUACAGCUGCAACACUGAGAUAAUGCCUGGGAUUUACAACUGGACUUCAGGAGUACAGAUGUUUUCAUCUGUGAGGGUCUUAAGGUUGAGUAAUGCCAAUCUUACUAAUCAAGGCUUGAACAAGAUCUUCACUGACCUGUGUGAGAAUCUGCUAAAGAGUUUUUACUUCAAGCUGCGCUCUAUGAUCCCCUGCUGUCUUUGUCAUCUCAACUUCACUGUUGCAGUGCCAGAGGAAGAACUCAUACAGGUUGCAGUGACAGCGGUUGCCAUGACAUUUGACAAGGACCAGACCCAGGAGAAGCCAGCAGAGAAGCCCAUCACCAAAGGGUCCAGUGAGACUGAAGAGCAGCUGCAGUUUUCGUUGGAGCUGUGUGCAGACUCUUCAUCCACCAACGCUCAACCAUCAUCCAAAAUCUCAGGUCUCCCAGAAAGUACCAAUGUCUCAUCCAGAGGUAAGACACCCUUCUCGUUUACCAUCUCCCCCACCUCCCUUCUACCAAAACUACUACACUUCUGUUUUGACUUUUCAUCCUUUUGUCUCGGACAGAAUUGUCCUUCACCGCUCCCAGACCUCAUCCACUUUUGUUCUUUUCUGUUCUUCUGUUUGUUUUUUUGUCCUGUUUUGUUUUUGUUUUGUUGUUAUUGUUGUUUGUUUUUUUUUGUUUUUUUUCCUUUUCUUGUUAUCGUUGUUGUUGUUGCGUGUAUGUACGUUUGGGUGUGUAUGUUUGUGUGUGUGUAUGUGUUCUCUCCAGCUGCCUCCGUUGAUUACGGUUCCUUUGCAGACAGAUGCAGCACCUGGCUAGAGCUGCUUAGGCUGAAAGCUCACACCAUAAGACGGGGAUCAGUUAAGACAAGUAGGAGGACACAGUCUCUAGCACACUCUGUAUCAUCUUUGGAUCGCAGCAGUCCGCUGCCCGAGGGACGUUCCCGCUCGCUGCGCUCCAACCGCUCAUUUGGAGGAAGCUCAGUCACUGUGGUAAAGAUGACGCCGCUCUCCUUCCUCCCUGGGCUGCGCAUCAUUAAAUACCUUGGGAUCAUCAACAUGUUCUUCAUCAGAGAGACAACAUCUUUACGGGAGGAAGGUGGUGUUAGUGGCUUCCUCCAUUCAUUCAUAGCAGAGGUCUUUGCAAUGGUUCGAGCCCAUGUAGCAGCCCUUGGUGGCAAUGCAGUAGUGUCCUACAGCAUGAAGGAGUGUAUGUUGAUGGAAAAUCCAAACAAGAACCAGGCUCAGUGUCUCAUUAAUGUGAGUGGUGAUGCCGUCAUCUGUGUCAGGGAAACGGACCAGGAGCCCAUGCCCUCAGCGGCAAACAUUGGACAGAGCUGUAGUAGCGGGACUGAUGAGGCUACAUGACAGUAAAACCCAAACCCUCACUCUGUCUGCAGGACACGCAAUCUGAGGACACAGUCUCUGAGUCUAGCCGUCCAAAUAUUAGUUAUGCCUGCCUUAAAAUGUUGUGAAUGAUCCCAAUGUCUGGACACAGGUAGUAAAGAACAAGUACUCACACACUCAAACAUGCAGUCUGUAUUAACAUGGAAGUGCAGGAUGUUUCUCUGUGUUUUUAUUUAUAUUAACAGAAUUUUUGCAGGAGAUACUGACAUAGCUCUUUUGUAAUUAGGUCAACUGAGAGUAUUUCAAGACUCAUUGGUUAAAACAAUAGCCAAAGGACCCCUCUGCAUCGAACUGUUGCCUAGGUUUUGCAGCCGUCCAUAUGGGUUUCACUAAGGAUACAGUAUCUUGGCCAUCCCUUUGUGUGUGGGCAUAAGUGACACUUAAGGCAGCUAUGACCAAUUUGUCCAUCCACAGAAAAGGGGAGUCGCUGACCAAACGGCCAUGCCAAAAGGGACACCGCAAUAAACCAUCGAAAACAUUUUUUAAUGCAGUCGUAUUCUCCCUCAGUGUUCUUGCUCUUGUUUCGAGUAACUUGCAGAUUAAAGUCCCAUCUGUCCAUUUCAAUUUGGCCAGAUAAUCACUGUGCUGGGGAAGGCAUGUAUUUAAAUUUGAACAUGCCUUGUGCUCUUCCUUAAAAUAGAAAAUUCACCCUAGAAUGGAAGUUUUAAAGCUAGAAACCAAACAGGCCACAUUUGUGAUGCCAUUUUGUUCAUUGGUUAGUAGCGGUUAAUAGUUCAUCUGUGUCCAGUUUAAAAUUUCUAAAUUUCUUUUGUGUAUAAAUUCGAUUUUGUAUAGCUGUUGUUGAUAAUCAUACUAUUUACUGUCACACAGUAAAUAGGACAGUAUUGCUCACAAGCAUAGAUAAUCAAAUAUCUUCAAAGUGUCAAAUAAUGAUGCUGCAGAUUAGUCUUGUUUUUAUUUCCAGGAGUGACAUGACAAGUUACUUGCAUCUCUAACAAACAGGCCAAGAUUACAGGCAUAAUAUGCACAUAUUUUUGUAGGGUGAGGAUUUUUGUUUUCUAACAGCCAUUACUGUGCAGUCAAAUGACCUGCUUCAUAAAUGUAUAAGAUUUUUUUUAUUGUUUUACAUUAAAGUGGUGAAAUUAAAUAGCAUAAUUUAUAUGCCUGAUAUUCACUAACAUCUAGAGUGAUUGGGUAAAGGUCGAAUGAGUGUAAAUGGAACAGACAUAAUCUUUGUUAUAUAUAUAUAUAUAUAUAUAUAUAUAUAUAUAUACACACAGUAUAUAUGUUGCCCUUUGGAGGGCUAACAGCAAGGGUAUUUUCAUAGAGGUCUCUGAAAUUGUUUUGACUGAAUUAAACCUUCAGUUGGGUGUAUUGAUGCAACUGUUGCUUCACUUGCAGCUUUAAGAUCAGUUUCUAUUGAUGCUUCCUGCUGUCAGUGUCACAUUUCACAUCUCUGUUUAGCUUCAUCUCUAUUAUUUUGACAUUCAUGGUCUGAAUCAUAAUCCUGCUACUGGCCUGACAUUGAUGUCCAAUGCUGGAAAAAAAGAAGAAAGAAAACAUCUCUGAUGUAGGUUCCAUUUAAAAAAUAAAGGUUGUAAAUGUUCUCUAAAAACAUAUUUUUGUAACAUAAAAUGUAUGAAACCUACUGCUUAUUUCGCCUGUGCAAUGAACUCCUGAUGUUUUGACUCAGUGUCAGAGAAUUAUUGGUACUCUAUUUGUGUGAUGAGCGGUUUGUGAUCAGUUUCUGAUAUUUGUGUCUAAAACUUGAAUGUACAUACUUAGAAGCAUUUGCUUUCUGACUCGCAGCAUGCAGACCCACUUUUUAUUGCCAUGAAUCUGUAUGCUCGCCUGGUAAGUCUUGCACAAUAAACUCAGUCAAACAAGA
Messenger RNA from Scomber scombrus (Atlantic mackerel), 5796 nucleotides. It is a transcript of the gene c2cd5, whose product is annotated as C2 calcium dependent domain containing 5. The record is from RefSeq and is a predicted model, not a curated record. Gene Ontology annotation, biological process: positive regulation of D-glucose transmembrane transport; intracellular protein transmembrane transport; positive regulation of vesicle fusion. The transcript has 28 exons. Lineage: Eukaryota; Metazoa; Chordata; Actinopteri; Scombriformes; Scombridae. The coding region runs from base 348 to 3908 and encodes 1186 amino acids. Gene Ontology annotation, molecular function: calcium-dependent phospholipid binding; calcium ion binding. Gene Ontology annotation, cellular component: plasma membrane.